Paramisgurnus dabryanus is the source of this 1347-nucleotide messenger RNA. RefSeq names its product 15-hydroxyprostaglandin dehydrogenase [NAD(+)]. The record is from RefSeq and is a predicted model, not a curated record. NCBI's taxonomy places the organism in Eukaryota, Metazoa, Chordata, Actinopteri, Cypriniformes, Cobitidae. Gene Ontology annotation, cellular component: cytoplasm. Gene Ontology annotation, molecular function: oxidoreductase activity, acting on the CH-OH group of donors, NAD or NADP as acceptor.
UGUAUAAACUCCUCCCAUUCACCCUUGCCUGAGUUGCACAACAACAUAUGAUUACAGUUAGUUGUCAUCUGACCCUGUGUGACUGCAGAGACUGAUGCGGAUGAUGGAUUUAACAGAUAAAGUGUCUGUAGUCACCGGAGGAGCUCAGGGUUUGGGCAGAAGCUAUGUUGAAAUACUGCUUAAAAACGGCGCAAAGGUUGCUAUCCUUGAUGUGAAUGAAUCACUGGGAAAUGAGUUGAAGGUCACACUUAAUAAGCAGUAUGGACCAGACAGGACUGAAUUUUACACUACUGAUGUCACAUCAGAAGAACAAUUUAAAGGAGUUCUUCAGAAAAUCGUGGACAAAUUUGGCCGCAUAGACAUUCUUUGCAAUAAUGCGGGGAUCAUCAACGAAAAUAACUGGGAGAAAUGUAUUGCCGUAAACUUGGGUGGAGUAGUCAAAGGAACAUACCUGGCUCUAGAACAUAUGAAGAAGGAUAAAGGUGGAAAUGGAGGAGUCAUUGUCAAUGUUGCAUCAAUGGCAGGUCUGGGUCCUCUGCCAUCAGCGCCCAUCUACACAGCUUCUAAACAUGGUGUGGUGGGAUUCACUCGUGCAAUGUCUAUAGUUUCCACAUAUUCCAACUAUGGGGUGCGGAUCAACGCUCUGUGUCCAGGUUUUGUGAAUACAAGCCUCCUGACAUUGUUUAGUUCAGAAGAGCAUGUCGGAAGGUUUAUACAUUUGAAGAAUGUGUCAGAGAAGUUGCUAGAGCAGCACGGCGUUACAGAGACGGAUUAUGUGGCCAAAGCCUUCCUUGCACUUGUGAAAGAUGAGACCAAGAAUGGAGAAGUGAUGAUGGUUAACGUUGAUGGUGCGGCUUACAUUUCCCUCCCUCAACAAGUCAAGGAUAUUCCGUGUACUGAAGUUGACUUACAGUAGCCGGUCAGCUUCUUUCUUUGCCCGUGCCAAUGCCUAAUGCCACUACUUAAAUGAAUAUGUUUUUUUACUGAAGCUAGUAUAUGAAAAGCUCAGAUGCAAAAGCCGCUAUACGCACCAACUCCGAUAUUCAUGAUAUUGACCGAACUUGGGUCCCUUGGGAGUACUUGGACCUGAAUACAAUCUGAAUGUGGCAGCCCCAUGCAUCACAACUCUCCUUGAUAUGUGACUUAGAGAGUUUUGCAUCUGAGCUCUUCAUAUGUAAGCUUGGCUUAGUAAUGAAAUGUAAAGAAACUUUGUACUAGUCACCUCUUGUAUUAUUUUAUAAUAAUUGUGCGGCAUUUUAUAUAAAUGGGUUUGCUAUAGGAACAAAUGUAAAUGUAAACCCUGAAGGUUUAGGCAAACACAAAUUAAAAUGGUUUUGAGAUGAAAAA